AGGGAGGAAAAGGUGUGGCCUGCUGCAGAUACGACCCUGACUUCUCUCUCUCUCUCUCUCUCUCUCUCUCUCUGUCUGUCGCUCUGUCUUUGAGUGACUACAGCGCUGCAGAUCGAAAGGAACGAGGAACCACACAGAGAGGAAGAGUUCGAUCUGCUGUUCAGAGUGUGCUGAAGAUCUUGUGCACAGAUCUGUGAAGUUCUCCAGCGCAGCAUCAUGGCGUCUGCGGCUCCUCAGAAGAGGAUGGUGUCGUCUGUCUUCAUCACCCUGGCAUCUCCGUUCGGGGCGAGUGUCACGCCGACGGCUGGCGUCCACAGCAGCCCGCUGCGCCGCUCCAUGACCCCACAGGACGGUCCGAUGGAGUCCAGAGCCCACAGCACACGUCACACAGACACCUCCGCUCCAGACCCAGUUGUGAGCCGUGCCCCUGAUGACCUCCCUCCUCCUCCUCGUGACCCCUGUGACCCCGAGCCCGGACCCCCGGCGGCCCCUGCACAGGAGAGCGCUGUGGGUAAAGUGCUGCUGAGAUCGGCGCCCUCUGCUGGAGGAGACAUGAAGGAGUCCUCAGCUGAUGUGUGUGGAUUCUGUCGUAAGCCGGUGCCUCUGUCCGAACCUGCCAUCGAGGCUCUGAACCGGACGUACCACGCCGUGUGCUUCCAGUGCCGGCAGUGCCACGCUCCACUGGCAGCCAAGAUCUACUACAACAAGUCUGGCACGCCUCUGUGUGACGACUGCUACCAGGCCAGUCUGGAGCCGUGCUGGGCGUGCGGUGAUGUCAUCAAAGAUCAGGUGAUCCGAGCGCUGGAACGAGCCUAUCACCCGCCCUGCUUCGUGUGCACCACGUGCAGACAGCCAAUCGGAGAGCAGAGGUUCGCUCAGGGCGAGGUGGGCGAGGUGUACUGCCUGCAGGACUACUACAGGAAGUACGCGCCUCAGUGUCACGUGUGCGGAGAGCUGAUCAUCCCGCGCGAGGACGGAACGGACAGCUUCACCGUGGAGUGUUUGGGUCACUCGUACCACGAGGACUGUUACCGCUGUGAGGUGUGCAGGGUGCUUCUGUCUCCGGAGCCCAAUGAGAACGGCUGCCACCCGCUGGACGGACAGAUCCUGUGUAAACCGUGUCACGUGUCGCUGAUCCAGAGCGCGCUGCUUUAAACCUGCUUCAGACCAAUGUGAUGAUGACGACACACCGAUUGUAUGAGAAACAGCAGCAUCGGGACCAUUAAGACCUUCUCACAGCACACGAACAUCUCAGAGACGUCUACGAGACG
This is a messenger RNA of Carassius carassius (crucian carp), 1271 nucleotides long. RefSeq names its product filamin binding LIM protein 1 (gene fblim1). Gene Ontology annotation, biological process: cell-cell adhesion. Gene Ontology annotation, molecular function: filamin binding. Gene Ontology annotation, cellular component: stress fiber; focal adhesion. The record is from RefSeq and is a predicted model, not a curated record. The coding region runs from base 217 to 1155 and encodes 312 amino acids. Lineage: Eukaryota; Metazoa; Chordata; Actinopteri; Cypriniformes; Cyprinidae. The transcript has 9 exons.